UGUGACAACAGAAAAAAGCAGUAAGUGUAUAAUAUAACACAAGUAGGCAGUUUCUUACAAAUAAGGGUAAACAAAUAGAUGCUGUUUUCUUGCAAUGCAUCAGGUGGUUUUGCUCAGUUUGUAACCUUACUAUUUAGUGUCUGCGGCCCUUGCAAAAAUAAUACCUCGUGUUCAAUCAGUCAUACUUGCACAGUGACAACGAGCGUUGAUUAGUUUUUUUAGUUAGUAAGUAGUUGUAAAUUCACAGUGAAAAUAGACAAAAAAAGGUAAGUGUAAAAGAGACAAUUAUUUAUUUAUGUGAAUUUGAAGAAGUAAAAUAAAUAAAAAAACGUUUCAAUAAAAUUUUGCUCAAAAAUGAUUUAUAGCAAGGGUACAAGGUGUCAAAAUUACAAAUAAUAAUUGUUUUUUUUUGUCAUAGCUUUUAAAAUAUUUAAUCGAUCUUAACCAAAUUUCGCACACAAGUUAAUAUAAUUAAUGCUAUUUUUAGCUUGACAAGAACAGAAUUGAUUCUACAAAUGGCGAUGAAUAAAAAUUCCAGUAAUAUGGGGGAAGAAAUAUGUCAUGAGGAGCCUGACAAUAUUAUCGAAGAAGCGUCUCAACAUAGCUUUAUAAUUUUGCAGAAUAAAAGUACUGACUUAGUAAAUACUAUGCAGACGGAACUGGUAGGAUUAGAUGCAGACGAAAUUGGGGAAUCCUAUAAUAACAGAGAUGAAAUGUGGACACAAAAUUUGAGAAAUAUAUUUGAAAACGGAGUUAUUAAUUUUGAAGAGAACCUUGUACCUGCAACGAUUGAAGAUCAUUCAGAUUUGGCACUGGGGAAUGAUUUUCAAGAAAUUCAGGAACCCAUUCUCCAGAUUAAUUUGACUCAAUUGGAAAAUGUACUUUAUGAACGUAGUGACGGUAAUAAUGAGAAUUCGGACAUAAUACCCGACUUGCAAGUUGUGGAAAAUCCAGAAGAAAUUCAAUCGCAUGACUCUUUACAAGAUGUAUUUCAAGAUAAAUAA
Anthonomus grandis grandis is the source of this 1004-nucleotide messenger RNA. RefSeq lists its product as uncharacterized. The record is from RefSeq and is a predicted model, not a curated record. Lineage: Eukaryota; Metazoa; Arthropoda; Insecta; Coleoptera; Curculionidae. The coding region runs from base 516 to 1004 and encodes 162 amino acids. The transcript is spliced from 3 exons.